Molecule: messenger RNA, 1700 nt
Organism: Dissoconium aciculare CBS 342.82
Lineage: Eukaryota; Fungi; Ascomycota; Dothideomycetes; Mycosphaerellales; Dissoconiaceae
Exons: 1
Coding region: 169-1284 (371 amino acids)
Molecular function (GO): NAD binding
Source: RefSeq, a predicted model, not a curated record
CCCGCUACCCUCCAGCUCGACUCAAAUACAACCUCACUUCCUUUCAGCAGCGCAGCGACUCCGUCCUCUCCCAAACAAUCUCUCGAGACACGAUCAGACAACAAGUGAGAAACAAACACCGCAAGAUCAUAUCCAAGCACAGUCCCAAAUCUGAAAUCCGCCGCAAUCAUGGGUGGUGGUCCCGCCAAAGACACACUGCUCUGCCUCCUGCCGAUGCCCGAGCCAGCCGGCCUCCUCGAUGCACUGCAGAAGAAAUUCCCGCACCUCGACACGAUCUACAAACAAGUCCCCUCCGGCUGGACGAGCAGCAGCAGCAGUCCGGCCACCGUCCAAGAGAUACCCUCCCACACGUGGGCGACCGUCACCAUCCUGAUCACCCUCUUCACCUUCCCCCUCCCGUCCGCCGCGCCGAAACUCAGCCUCAUCCACCUGAUCUCGGCCGGGAGCAACCAGAUCCAAUCGCACCCGCUCUACACAUCCACGGAGAUCCCCAUCACGACCAGCAACGGGGCCUUUGGCCCGCAGAUCGCCGAAUGGGUGGUGAUGACCGGCCUGGCCAUCAGCCACCACUUUCCGGUGCUGCAGUCCCUCCAGAGGUCGCACUCCUGGGGCAGCCCGGACCCCUCGCUGCGGCGGGAAUACACCCGUGUGCGCAGCUGGGUGGGCCGACGCGUGGGCAUCCUCGGCUACGGGAACAUCGGGCGGCAGGUGGGCAACGUGGUGAAAGCGAUGGGCGCGCAGGUCAUCGCGUACACGGCGACGCCGAAGGACUCGGCCGAGCAGAGGAGGGAUCAUGGUUUCACUGUGCCCGGGACGGGGGAUCCGCUGGGGACGAAUCCGGUCGCGUGGUUUAGUGGGUUGGGGAAGGAGGGCUUGCAUGGGUUUUUGGGGCAGCGGUUGGAUUGGUUGGUGGUUGCUGUGCCCUUGACGGACGAGACGAGGGGGUUCCUCGACGAGGAGGCUUUUCGGAUUUUGAGCGAGGGGGGGAAGAGGGAGGUGUUUGUCUCGAAUGUGGCGAGGGGUGCGGUGAUCGAUCAGCAGGCGAUGAUCGGGGCGUUGAAGAAGGGGUGGUUGGCGGGUGCGGCGUUGGAUGUUACUGAUCCUGAGCCGCUGCCUGAGGAGAGCGAGUUGUGGGAUCUGAAGAAUGUCGUUGUCACGCCGCAUGUUUCUGGGUUCGAUGAGGCGUGUUUGGGGAGGUCGUUUGAGAUUUUGGCGAUCAAUCUGGAGAGGAGGGAGAAGGGGGAGCGGUUGAUGAAUGUCGUUCAGAGAUCGAGAGGGUAUUAAAUUAGAAGACAGAUAUAGAGAGGGUCGAAAGACACAUAUGGAUGAUUCCCUGAAACAUCCUUUCUUCACAGCCCUGCAGCCACAUGUAUUCAAAGGCACGCGAUUCCUCUUCACUCACUCGGGCUGCUCAUCCUUCCACUUCUCCCUCAACGCCUCCACAUCGACCCCACAGACCUCCGCCUUCAUCACGAUCGCCUUCGCGCGCCCUACGACGGGCACAUCGAUCAUCUUCCCGUCCAAGGUCCACGCGCCCCGCCCUUGCGCAUCGGCCUUCUCAUCGCAAACCACCACCCUCAUCGCCCACUCGACCUCGCUCUCGCUAGGGCUGAACAUGCUCUGCACGACCUCCACCUGGUCGGGGUGGAUGCACUGCUUGCCGUUGAAGCCCAGCCUCUUCCCGCCCUCGCACUCCUCCC